AUGACAAAUGAAAACAAAUUGUUUACAGAGAGAAAUUUCCAUCAAACAACAACUUAUCAAUGGACAAGCGAUGAAGAUGAUCGUAUGAUUGAAGGAAUUUUACAUUAUCCGCCAGGACAGAUUGAAAGCAAAAACUUGCCCCUCCUUGUGCUUAUGCAUGGUGGACCAUACGCAGCCAGUAUCAAUCAAUUCAACAUCGGUGGAGGUUUAUGGGCGCCAUUAGCUGCUACCGAAGGUUGGUUAGUGCUGGAGCCAAACUAUCGAGGAUCAACAGGAUAUGGCGAUCAGUUUCUUGACGAAAUUCGCUAUCAUCCAUUAACUCGACCUGGAAGAGAUAUUCUGUCAGGCAUUAAUCGUUUAAUUGAAGAUGGUAUCGUUGAUCGGAAUCGUGUCGCCAUUGGAGGUCAUAGCUAUGGAGGUUUUCUAACCAACUGGCUGAUAACGCAAACGACACAGUUUAAUGCUGCUCUCUCAGGUGCAGGAUCGAUUGAGCAAGCAUCUUUGUGGGGUACCAUGGACCUUAAUUCGCUUAUCGAUUAUAUUUGGGGUGGAUCCCCAUGGAAUUCAUCAAAUGCCUAUAUAGAAGAAUCACCAAUUUAUCAGUUUGCAAAAGUACGUACACCAACACUUAUUGUGACUGCAGAAGAUGAUGUACGUGUUCCUGUCAGCCAAGGUUAUAUACUGGAACGUGCACUCCGUUACCUCAAUGUACCUGUGCAAUUAUUAAUUUUCCCAAAUGAAGGACAUUCGAUGACAAAUAAUCCGUGGCAUAUAAAAAUUAAAGUUCGUGAAGAACUAAAAUGGUUACGACAAUAUGGUCACACAGCUUUCGUAAAAACAUAA
Molecule: messenger RNA, 843 nt
Organism: Rotaria sp. Silwood1
Lineage: Eukaryota; Metazoa; Rotifera; Eurotatoria; Philodinida; Philodinidae
Source: the annotation of a GenBank genome assembly